Suncus etruscus (white-toothed pygmy shrew) is the source of this 1580-nucleotide messenger RNA. RefSeq names its product 5-hydroxytryptamine receptor 1B (gene HTR1B). Gene Ontology annotation, cellular component: plasma membrane. Gene Ontology annotation, biological process: regulation of behavior; vasoconstriction; bone remodeling. Gene Ontology annotation, molecular function: G protein-coupled serotonin receptor activity. Bases 161 to 1339 code for a protein of 392 amino acids. NCBI's taxonomy places the organism in Eukaryota, Metazoa, Chordata, Mammalia, Eulipotyphla, Soricidae. The record is from RefSeq and is a predicted model, not a curated record. The transcript has a single exon.
GCGGGGAUCUAGGAUGCAGGGGUCCUUGUGGGAGCCGCGGAUCUGACUAACGAUCAAGGUGGGCACCUGGCGGUUUCUGGGUGUCCCACGGCUCCGUUCUUGCGUUCAUGCCCAAGAGCUGUGCUCCGGAGCCGCGACGCGGAGACAGAGAGCGAGAGACAUGGAGGAAGAGACGAGCGCUCCGUGCACCCAGCCGCUGUCUCUGGGAGCCCCUCGCCCGGCGUCUCCCACCAACCACUCGAGUGUCCAGAAUCACAACUGCAGCCAGGAGGGCUACAUCUACCAGGACUCCCUGACUUUGCCCUGGAAAGCGUUGCUGAUCUUGCUGCUGGCGCUCAUCACGUUGGCCACCACGCUCUCCAAUGCGUUCGUGAUCGCCACGGUGUACCGCACGCGCAAGCUGCACACCCCGGCCAACUACCUGAUCGCCUCCCUGGCGGUCACCGACCUGCUGGUCUCCAUCCUCGUGAUGCCUAUCAGCACCAUGUACACGGUCACGGGCCGCUGGACGCUGGGCCAGGUGGUCUGCGACUUGUGGCUGUCUUCGGACAUCACCUGUUGCACCGCUUCCAUCCUGCACCUGUGCGUCAUCGCCUUGGACCGCUACUGGGCCAUCACGGACGCCGUGGAGUACUCGGCGAAGAGGACUCCGCAGAGGGCGGCGCUCAUGAUCGCGCUGGUGUGGGUCUUCUCCAUCUCCAUCUCGCUGCCGCCCUUCUUCUGGCGCCAGGCCAAAGCCGAGGAAGAGGUGUGGGACUGCGUGGUGAACACCGACCACGUCCUCUACACCGUCUACUCCACGGUGGGCGCUUUCUACUUCCCCACCCUGCUCCUCAUCGCCCUGUACGGCCGCAUUUACGUGGAGGCGCGCUCGCGGAUCCUGAAACAGACUCCCCACAGGACCGGCAAACGACUGACUCGAGCCCAGCUCAUCACCGAUUCCCCCGGCUCCACGUCGUCCGCCACUUCCAUUAACUCCAAGGCUGCUCCCGAGGUUCCCAGCGAAUCUGGAUCUCCCGUGUAUGUGAACCAAGUCAAAGUGCGCGUCUCGGACGCCGUGUUGGAGAAGAAAAAGCUCGUGGCCGCUAGGGAGCGCAAAGCCACCAAGACGCUGGGGAUCAUUUUGGGAGCUUUCAUUGUGUGCUGGCUGCCCUUCUUCAUUAUCUCCCUGGUGAUGCCCAUCUGCAAGGAGGCCUGCUGGUUCCACCUGGCCAUCUUUGACUUCUUCACGUGGCUAGGCUACCUCAACUCUCUCAUCAACCCCAUCAUCUAUACCAUGUCCAACGAGGACUUCAAACAAGCGUUUCAUAAACUGAUACGCUGUAAGCGCAGGAAUUGACUUGGGCAUUGCGGUAGGGUUCGCUUAAGCGGCCCUUGGGAACCAUAUUGUGUGUAUGUCUGGUUCCACAGGUAGGUCGACCCUUCUUUUGAUUACUGUGUUGAAGUGUUGACCUUUUUUCUCUUCUGGGCAAGGUCAGUGGAUCUUAAGAAGAUAAGAGAGUGAGAGCGAGAGAGCGAGUGAAUAAGAGUGAGAGAAAGAGAGAGAAGAAGAGACCAAAAGACACAAAGAGUCUGAGAGA